UAUAGCAGAAUAAAAGAAGAAGAAAAAAAAGACUAGAUGCUCGGGCUUGAUUUAUGCCUGAAAGUUACCACGACAUUCCACCUACACCUGUAAAAUAGCAGACAGCUUACUAUUCUUCAUUAGAGAAAAAAGAAACAAAACCCAAAAAGGAACUGCUGAGCAUUUGUCAUGCCUCGGAACCGGGCUUUUUCGGAGCCGGAGUACUCAGCAGAGUAUUCUGCGGAUUGCUCAGUGACCCUCCCAUCUGACCCCGGCCAGGCAGUUGGGUGCACACAUGAAGUCACAGUUCGUAGCUCGGGUUGCUGUCUGUGCCUGCCACGCUUCAUGCGUCUCACCUUCGCCCCUGAGUCACUAGAGAACCUCUACCAGACCUACUUCAGACGACAGAGACAUGAAACCCUUCUGGUGUUGGUGGUGUUUGCUGCCCUCUUUGACAGCUACAUCAUCAUCAUGUGCGCAGUGGUUUACACCAGUGAAAAACUGGCGUCUGUAGUGGUGGCGUCCGUGGGACUAGCAGCAGACAUCUUACUGUACCUGCUGUGCUGCUAUGGCCUACUACCAGACCGUGUCUCAAGGAGGAUGGUGCCCUAUGCUCUUUGGGUGCUAAUAGUCGCCCAGAUAUUUUGCUACCUUGGUCUGAACUAUGCCCGCUUCCACCAGGCCAGCGACACGGUGGGCUGGCAGGCCUUCUUCAGUUUCUCCUUCUUCCUGACUCUGCCCCUGAGGCUCACACCCAUUGUACUGAUCACAGCCGUGUCCUGCGGAGUGCAUACCCUGGUGCUCGGGGUCACCAUUGCCCAGCAACAGCAGGAGGACAUCCAGGGGGCAUCACUGGGCAGACAGCUGCUGGCCAACAUUGUAAUAUAUACAUGUGCCAUCACUGUGGGAGUCAUGUCGUACUACAUGGCUGACCGCAAGCAUCGCAAAGCCUUCCUGGAGGCGAGGCAGUCACUGGAGGUCAAACUCAACCUGGAAGAACAGAGCCAGCAACAGGAACGCCUGUUGCUAUCCAUCCUUCCAAAGCACAUAGCAGAUGAGAUGCUCCAGGAUAUGAAGAAAGAGGCCAGUCAGAAAGAGAUGCAGCAGUUUAACACCAUGUACAUGUACAGACAUGAAAAUGUCAGUAUUUUGUUUGCAGACAUUGUGGGCUUCACCCAGCUGUCAUCCUCCUGCAGUGCUCAGGAGCUGGUGAAGCUUCUUAAUGAGCUGUUUGCCCGCUUUGACAAGUUAGCAGCAAAAUAUCACCAGCUGAGAAUCAAGAUCCUGGGAGACUGCUACUACUGUAUAUGUGGCUUGCCAGAUUAUAGAGAGGACCAUGCUGCGUGCUCUAUUAUGAUGGGUCUGGCCAUGGUGGAGGCAAUCUCGUAUGUUCGUGAGAAAACUCAGACAGAUGUGGACAUGCGUGUGGGAGUCCACAGUGGUACUGUCCUGGGGGGUGUACUGGGUCAGAAACGCUGGCAGUAUGACGUUUGGUCCACUGAUGUCACUGUAGCCAACAAGAUGGAGGCAGGAGGAAUACCAGGUCGUGUGCACAUCUCCCAGAGCACCAUGGAGUGCCUUCAUGGCGAGUUUGAUGUGGAGCCAGGGAAUGGGGGAGACCGCUGUGACUACCUGAAGGAGAGGGGCAUUGAGACCUACCUGGUGGUUGUCCCUAAAGGGCCUUUGGGAAAGAAUGGCAUCAAUGGGGUGAAGCUGUCUGUGACCUCAUCCAAUGGAAACUCCCCACUUUUGAUCAACACUACAGAGUGCAACGGAAGUGUCAACACAACAUGCACAACACCUGAGGAACCCGAGGAACUUGACACAAGAGUUGUGAAUCCAUCUUUCCCUAACCCUCGGCGAAGAUUGCGGUUGCGGGACUUGGCGGAAAGAGUGAUCGACGCUCAAGAAAAUGAACAGGAACUCAACAAACUCCUCAAUGAAGCUCUGUUGGAGAGAGAGACUGUACAAGCUCUGAAGGGCAAGCACACAAACCGCUUGUCGCUGCGUUUUGUGAACCCUGACCUGGAAACACGGUACUCUGUGGAAAAGGAGAAGCAGAGCGGGGCCGCUUUCAGCUGCUCUUGUGUCGUUCUCUUCUUCACAGCAGCUGUGGGGGCUCUCAUAGACCCGGGGCUGUUUGUGAACUACAUUACCCUCGCUGUGGGAGAGGUCCUGCUGCUCAUCCUUACCAUCUGCUCUUUGGCCGCCAUCUUCCCCCGAGUCUUUCCUAAGAAGUUGGUGUCUUUCUCCACCUGGAUCGACCACACUCGCUGGGCACGGAACACUUGGGCUAUGGCAGCCAUCUUCAUCCUCACCAUGGCAGAUAUUGUAGACAUGCUGAGCUGUCUGCCUCAGACUCCACCUGCUUCAGGCAGUGCUACAGUGGCGCCUUCCUCCCCCUCCUCUUUCAUGUUGUCUGGCCCAGAGGGUUGUCUAGACAACCCCAAGUAUUACAGCUACAUCUCAGUACUUGCACUCAUGGCAACCACCAUGCUGGUGCAGGUCAGCCACAUGGUCAAGCUCACACUUAUGCUGCUCAUCACCUUGGCAACGGGAAUUGUCAACAUCUACAGUUGGAGGGACAUAUUUGACCGUUAUGACAUGUCUCGGUUUCAAGGCUAUAGAUCGUCCCUUGUGCCCUCCAAGUUUACAAUGACUAUUAUGAUCUUCAUCAUGAUGGUCAGCUUCUAUUACUUUUCCCGCCAUGUGGAGAAGCUAGCUCGUACCUUGUUCCUGUGGAAGAUUGAGGUCCACGAGCAGAAGGAGAAGGUCUAUGAGAUGAGGCGCUGGAAUGAAGCACUAGUAACAAACAUGCUGCCAGAACAUGUAGCACGCCACUUUCUGGGCUCCAAGAAAAGGGAUGAGGAACUGUACAGCCAAUCUUAUGAUGAGAUUGGAGUAAUGUUCGCCUCCAUACCCAACUUCUCAGACUUUUACACAGAGGAGAGCAUCAAUAAUGGAGGAAUUGAAUGCCUAAGGUUUCUCAACGAGAUCAUCUCCGAUUUUGACAGUCUGCUGGAUGAGUCUCAGUUCCGCUGCAUUACAAAGAUCAAGACCAUCGGCAGCACCUACAUGGCAGCAUCCGGCGUCACCCCUGACAUUAGCAAUGGCUACGCCUGCUUGAAGAAGGAAGAGCUGUCAGAUCGAGAACGCUGGCAACACUUAGCAGACCUGGCUGACUUCGCUCUUGCCAUGAAAGUCACACUCAUGAACAUUAACUACCAGUCGUUCAACAACUUCAUGCUUCGGAUAGGUCUAAAUAAAGGUGGAGUCUUAGCAGGAGUGAUUGGUGCCCGGAAACCCCACUAUGACAUCUGGGGCAACACUGUGAAUGUGGCCAGUCGUAUGGAGUCAACAGGGGUAAUGGGCAACAUCCAGGUGGUUGAGGACUGCUACAGCAUUCUGAAGGAGUAUGGCUUCCGUUUUGUACGGAGAGGUCCAAUCUUUGUGAAGGGAAAAGGAGAGCUGCUCACCUACUUUCUAAAGGGGAGAGACAAACAAGGCUCUUUUAUCAAUGGCUCCUCUGUCACUCUGCCACACCAAGUGGUGGACAGCUAA
Molecule: messenger RNA, 3540 nt
Organism: Lampris incognitus (smalleye Pacific opah)
Lineage: Eukaryota; Metazoa; Chordata; Actinopteri; Lampriformes; Lampridae
Gene: adcy3a
Product: adenylate cyclase 3a
Exons: 20
Coding region: 169-3540 (1123 amino acids)
Biological process (GO): intracellular signal transduction; adenylate cyclase-activating G protein-coupled receptor signaling pathway; cAMP biosynthetic process
Cellular component (GO): plasma membrane
Molecular function (GO): adenylate cyclase activity
Source: RefSeq, a predicted model, not a curated record